AAUGCAAGGUGAGGGCAGAACCAUAGUAAUUGUUACAUUCCGGUUUGAUUUUCGGUGCAUUUUCAGCCAGACUGUGUUUGAUCGUCCGGGAGGUUAUCUACUCGUGACAAAACAUACAGUACGAAUCUUAUACUGUUACAGUGUUGUUAGAGACAGUUGAUGUAGGCGGUCUUGUGGUUAUGUGUGAAGAUGGAUUGUAGUAUUGGAGUAAAUUACGCGAGGUAUAUACAUCCAGAUACGUCCAUACAUCAUGCACUAAAACUUUAAGUUUUAACUGUACAAGAGUGUAACAAAACGAGACUGGUGAAAAACACUGGACAAAAUAACUCCAGAACACUGUCUCGUUGACAUUUCUCCUAUUUUUGUUUCCUGUUGCCUGUGGCGAUGGAAUGUUACUGACCAAACGCACGCGCGUGGCUACCUGACUUUGUCAUUGGGAGCCUUCACAGACACAUGAAACACUGUCAUCUCCGAAACUGCACAUUAGCAGAGUUCUUUGUACACACAUCCGACACCCCAAGGUGCCCGGUGACUUCUUGACCAGGUAACCAUGAAGUCAAUCGCAGGGUUUGCCUUCUGCCUGCUUGUCAUCUCGGGACUGUUAAAGUCGGGAGAGGCGCAGUGUGCUGGCUACAGAUGCUGUCCUGGAGUGGACAACGACUGCUUCACAGGCGAUGACGAAUGUUUUUGUGAUUACUACUGUCUGGAGGCAAGGGACUGCUGUCCGGAUUACAAUGCAACCUGUCUAUACAAUGGCCUUCCGACGAUGACUUCGGCGCCGAUACUGCACCCGCCAGUCCUGAACAACAGCACCAUGAGGGUCACCUUCGCCUGCGAGGUUCAGUAUGACGGAGAAGAAGAAUUGGCCCGUUUCGAUGUCAAAUUCCUUUUCGACGACGAGGAGUCUCCCGAAGUCCCCAACGUCACGCUCAGUGGAACACAGAAGACAGCAGAGCUGGACGCUAAAUACCUGGGUCUGCAUAGCCUGGGAGGGGCGACUGUGUGGAACUCCAUGAUGGGGAAAACUGUGUCCUGUACCGCCCAAUCCUACUGGUCUAACAGUUCGGACACUAAGAGUGGUGCGCUGCAGAGCAAUGGAUACUGGGCUGGAAUCAGGAGUAAUAUGUCGAGCCUCCAUCUCCCCGAGAAUCGUGAUACCAAGGUGUACCUGGGCAUGUACGCCACUGUCCCGUUCAUCUGCGACACCAAGUACGAGCACCAUCACAAAUGCACCAUCACCAUUCCCUUACGGGUGGGCGGAGAUGUGGUCACGGAGCAAAGCGACCUCCACGCAUGCGCCAUCACCAUCAGAGCCAUAGACUGGGACCCGGCCACUCUGCGCGCCGAGGCUGCCCCUGUGAGGAUACUGCCUGUACAGGACAUGAAGGACGAUGGGGACCAGGCGGCGGCGCUGGAGUUCGGCACUAUCGCCAAGCCUUUCUUCUGGCACCCGUUGGACGAUCAUGGAACUAUUGUACCGCACAUUUACAAUGGGUACACACCAACAGGCAUCCAGACUUUGACCGAGGAUGCGCCGACCGGUCGCUGCUACGGGGUGACUGAUCCUCAUUACAGAACGUUUGACGGAACGAGCUACACUAUCCUGCAAGUUGGGGAAUUCGUCUUCACCAAGAGCACCAGAAGGAAAUUUGAGGUGCAGGUCCGUACGUAUGCAUGUGGUUUCUCCGGAGGAGUCAGUUGCCACUGCGCGGUCGCCGUGAGGGAGGGUAAUGACAUCGUCAUCGUUGACAUUUGCCACCGUCCGUGGAAGGGCUACCAGGUCAACCCGAAGAUCAUAGAAAAAACUGCUGGGGGACUUCCGCUUUCGUCUGGAGUCAGUGUCAAAGGAAAUGCAAAUGGACGAGAGUUUAUGAUCACCAUGUCAUCAGGAUCAUCAGUUAGGACAUGGAUCAACUAUUGGGGCAUGAAUGUGUACCUUGACACCUUACCCAUAGAUAAAGGAGACAUGGUCGGCCUGUGCGGCACGUGGGACGACAGGCAAAGUAACGACUUCGUCAUGAAGGACGGCUCCCUGGCAACAGAUACUUCACAAUUUGUUCAAAGCUGGAGGGUGUUACAGGGAACAAGCUUUUUCGACAUCGACGAUUUCCCUCCCGACCCUGACGCCGAUGACGGUGUGACGUACUGCACGUGCGCGUCAUCCGACUCCAUCACAUGCAGCCCUAGUGACAACAGUACCCCCAACCCCGUGGCGAACAUCAACCUCCCUGUCGCGCCGAAGAAAGCGAUCAGCAAUGUCAUUAACGCAGGUAAAAGAAGGAAGCGUUCAACAGAUAAUGAUCCUUCUAUGCACACCGACAACAUCGAGUAUGAUGACAAGUAUGCCUUUGACUACGGAAACGCCAGUACUCCGGUGGCCGUACCGAUGUGGCCAACCCAGACUAAGGGAAUCACCCAAGAGCAGGCAGAUACGCAUUGCCGACAGACCAUCAUCAACUCCACCGUGGCGGAAAGCUGUCAGGAAUUGGGCAUCGACAUAUUUGAUGCUAUUGAUGCAUGCGUAGUCGAUAUACAGCUUACAGAAGAUUUGUCCAUAGCCGAUGCUGCAGUCGGGGUGAUGAAAUCCGAGUGUGUGACCGUUGUCUACAAGAACGUCAGUCUGUACGACGUCAUGGACGAUGGCUCCACUGUACCGUCAGUGGCGGUAAAGAAUAACCUGUGCCCGGCUGACUGCAGCCACAACGGAGUCUGCACGAACGGGACGUGCCUGUGUCACGACGGCUUCACGUCAGCAGACUGUUCGAUCGUUGAGGGAACCGUGCCGGAGAUUUGGAGCGUCCCAAACGGCGGGCUGUGUGACAUACGGCAGAGGCCCUGUCUGAAAACGGCCGUCAUAGCCGACAACAUCAUCGCUUCGGAAAAUCUAACGUGCAAGGUUCGACAAGUACAGAUUACAAACGGCAUUCAGACAGUCCUGGAGAACACAGAAGAACUUACAAACGCCACGCUUCAAACAUUCAGCGAAGUCUCGUGUGCACUCCCUCAGUCCCCGGUACUGCAGGGCACCCCGGACACCACAGAGGGCGCUGUAAAACACGGCAUGCUGAUAUCCCUCAGUAACGACGGACUGCAGUUCAGCGAGGAAGUCUUAUUCACCAUCUAUGACUCCGUGUGCCAGGAAUGCCAACAAGGACCGACAUGCUCGGCAAAGCCGGGCACGUGCAACAUCCGGGGAUUCUGUUUCGAGGACGGUGAUGCUAACCCAGACGACUGGUGCGAGCAGUGCCUCCCUGACGUCUCCGAUAGCUCAUUCACGCAGCGAGCAGUAAAUCUUCCCCCGACUUUCACCACCGCUACUACAAUCACCAAGCUACCAGGUGAGACUCUAGACAUCAGUUUGGAAGCAACAGAUCCAGAGGGUCGGGAUGUGACAUACAGCAUAGCAUCAGCAAACCCACAUGGAGUGAUGCUGCAACCCUCCGGACAGCUGACCUGGGACACGGACCCCGCUCCUCCGGUCACCAGCUUCCCGCUGGACGUGACCGUGACAGACGAGUGCGGACAGGCCACCACGUCCACUUUCACCUUCACCCUGCACCAGUGUCCCUGUCAGAACAAUGGCAACUGUGUCAUCGAUCCCGACAUGCCGCGCGGCCAGGGCCACUACAACUGCGAAUGUCCCGGAUAUACGGGGGCGCUGUGUGAAGAGGAAGUUGAUGAAUGCGCGUCCAACCCGUGUGAGAACGGGGCGACUUGUUCCGACGAAGUGGACGGGUUUACCUGCACGUGUGAUGAACUUCACACCGGUGCUGUAUGUGACAUAGAUGUUGAAGACCGCUGCGCUCUAGAGCCGUGUUUUGAGGGAGUCUCAUGCGCCAAUCGUAACGGCUCAUAUCAAUGUGGGCCGUGUCCUUCUGGAUACAACGGUGACGGGCAAAAUUGUACUGAUGUGGACGAGUGUGCGCUUGGCACGGACACCUGUGAACACGUCUGUAGGAACACACCUGGGUCCUUCUUCUGCACCUGCCAAACUGGUUACGCGAUGGUAGCUGGAAACUGCUACGAGGUUGAUGAGUGUUUGGUGGACACCCAUGACUGUCAUGACGACGCAACGUGCACCAACACGGACGGGUCGUUCACAUGCUCGUGUAACCUUGGCUUCCAGGGCGACGGCAAGCAAUGUGUCGAUAUCAACGCCUGUUCACCAAAUCCAUGUGUCCCGGAGGCCGUCUGCACAGACAACCCUGCUCCUGACCUCGCUGCCACCUGUACGUGCGGACCCGGACUGGAGGGAGACGGUUUAGUUGCAGGAACUGGAUGUACAGACAUUGACGGCUGUUCGCCAAACCCGUGUGACCCAAGGGCCACCUGCACAGACAACCCUGCCCCUGAACUUGGCGCCAGCUGUGUGUGUGGUGAUGGGUAUGAAGGAGACGGUUUCUCCGCUGGAACAGGAUGUAAAGAUUGCUCGGACCUGUACCCUGACCUCCGCCCUGCCAGUAACUUCGGCAGGUACCAGAACCAGUGCUUCUGGUUCUCUCCCAGGGACGCCCAGCGGCUGGAGUACCAGGACGCCCUGCUGACGUGCGCGUCUGACGGCCGUGGCGGGACUUUGGUCAUGAUCAAAGAUGCCGGAAUGCAGGCCUUCAUCAGGGGCUAUCUGAGGGGCACCGAUGGUGGAAAACAAAGGCGUUACUGGAUCGGUCUUGAUGACCUGAACACGGAAAAGGUUUUCCUGUGGAAUGACGGGAGCCCGCUGGGAGACCACCAUGGCUUCCAGACACUGCCUCAGCGCAGGCACAAACGACGGGACUGUGUGCUGCUGUUGAGCCAGCGUCGGUGGAACCUACAGAAGUGCAGCCUCAAACUGCCGUACAUCUGCCAGAUGGAUAGAAAUGUGAACAACUAAGGCAUACAGUGUACUGGGGCGUCAGCCUUAGAGUGAUUCUAUGACGUCAUACAGAACAUCAGUGCAACUUCACCAGAGUUCUGUUGAUUUACCAGAAAACAGCCACGGUUAUAUACUAGUGUAUGAAUGUUUCAUACCUAGAUCUUACAAGUAACAGCAUAAUACAGUACAACUAUUAGCUACGAGUAUUUUGGGAUGAGAACAACCAGCUCGAUAUUUUACAAUGUAUAAAAGCUAAUAUAUACAUUUGUACUGGUGAGUUUGUCUUUACAUAUGCAAGGUGAAUAGUACACAUCAGACGCUCUCUUCACUUCGAAGGGAAAAGCUCUGCGAAACAUUUGGGGUCUUUGAUUCAAAUUAUUUCUCUUCUUCCGUCAGUUUUGUCUUCGGUAACUAAUAUAAUCUACAUUGAACAGUAAUAUAUACUAGUAGGAUCUUUUCUGCCUUAUACUGAUGUAUUGGAAAUUUGUUGGUACAUUUACGCAUUGUAAUUUAAUUGUAUAUCAAUGUACAACACGUGCAUACUUCGUUAACGACAACAAAUGGACUAGAAAACGGUAAAAAAAUAUAUUCUACAGUAGUACUUAUUAACCAUUGGUAUGAAGUUGUAACAAAUUCCUUUUGCCAUUUGUGUGCGGUGUUGACUUUUGAGAUUUUCAAUUUUGUUCGAACUGCCUAAAGAGAAAUAAUGCUAACGUUUGCAAACUGCAUACUAAUGUAAGUUACAUUAACCUAUUAGCUUUAUGGAUCAACUGAUGAUAA
This is a messenger RNA of Branchiostoma floridae (Florida lancelet), 5632 nucleotides long. Its product is annotated as von Willebrand factor D and EGF domain-containing protein-like. The record is from RefSeq and is a predicted model, not a curated record. The transcript is spliced from 21 exons. Bases 551 to 4870 code for a protein of 1439 amino acids. Gene Ontology annotation, molecular function: calcium ion binding. NCBI's taxonomy places the organism in Eukaryota, Metazoa, Chordata, Leptocardii, Amphioxiformes, Branchiostomatidae.